Paramecium primaurelia is the source of this 1220-nucleotide messenger RNA. NCBI's taxonomy places the organism in Eukaryota, Ciliophora, Oligohymenophorea, Peniculida, Parameciidae. The record is from the annotation of a GenBank genome assembly.
AUGUAAAAAGUUUAAUUUUUAAUAAAAGUAUUUUAUUUAAAAUUUUUGAUAAAUGUUAAAAGAGAAACUGCAAGAAAUAAAGGAUUCAAAUACAAAUUUAUAUNAGAAUUGUAAUUAAAUUUAAAAAACAAAAUUGUAACUAAAUUUAUUGAAGGAUUGAAUUAUAUACUGCUUGUAUUAUAUGAUUAUACAACAUAUGAUUAAUAAAUUGCAUUAUUAAGAGAUAAUGAUUUAGAAAUUAUACAUACAUCAAAGCAUUAGAUUUAAAAUAUUGCAACAAUAAAUUAUAAUAUCAUAUUUCAUUAUUAAUAUGAUAGAGAUAUAUAUUUAUAUGAACGUAUUUAAUUUAUUAUUAUUUAAGUGUAGUUAAUUCAUAGAAGAUAAGUAAAAUCCUAUAAUAUUAAAAUAAGAAUAUCUUAUAUUUUUAAGUGAUUAAAUUGUUUUUCUUUAAUGAAAACACAAUCGGUGUAUUUUACUUAGAGUAAAAUUAAUUAUUAGCAUUAGAAUUACAAACGAUAAAUAUAAAAUAAUAGGAGUAGCUUUAAAUGAAUAUAAAAAUGUAUUUUUAAACAUAGAUAUAACUGAAGAAAUGAUAAAUUUUGAUUAGAUUUAGUAAAUAGAAUUGCUUCAUGAUUAUAAUAUGGAACAAAAUGUAUUAGUAGUAUCUUACAGUAAAAAAUAUUUAUACUAUUUAAAAAUAAAACCUUUUAUGUUUACUACAUAAUUUGAUUAAUGGAACCCAAAAAAAAUAAAAUUAAAUAUCCUUGAAUAAGAAAGAGAAAUAUUUAAAAAGAUGAUUUAUGAUCAUUAAGAACAAAUAAUAUAUAUAGUAUUAUUAUUUAAUUUACAACUAGUUAUCAGAAAGCACUUAAUCAAAAUUUAAAAUGCAUUUAGUGGAUCUUAAAAAUUUAGAUGAUAAAUCAAAUAAAAUUGAUACUAUGAAAUUAAGAAUGCCAUAUUUUAAAUAUGGAAUCUAAGCUAUAGAUUUUCUCAUAUAAAAGAAUUAAAUUAAUAAUAAUGUUAUCCUUUUCUUGUUGAAAAAUGGAGAUGUUGCCUGUAUUUAGCCGUUAUAGUAUGGAGAAGGAGUUUUAAAGAAAACUUUCAUAAUAGAAUUGCUAGAUAUUGUGUUAACUCUAUCAUUUAUUGGAUUCUUUAGGUAUCUAAAGCGCUUAUUAUAAAAAAUAUAUUCAAAAAUAAUAUCUUGUUGUAGAAGAAUUUGA